AUGCUCCAUGAACUUUUAUUAGCUUUGUCUGGAGUCGGAGGCGAGCUUUUCGUUCCUCAUCCUCCACCACCUGAGAAACCAGUUACCUUUAAAGUGCCUGCGGACUUUCCUUUCUUACAUACGGCUGAACGCUGCUCUCUUGAGCGUCUUGCUAAAUUAGGAUUUCACUACAAAAGUAUUAUAAACUUUCUAGACAGGCAGCGUGGAAGGGAAUGGACAGAGUUGCAUGCGCGGGAAGAAGUAAUUGAUAGGGGUGAAACUGAACCUCCUGGACUAUUUGUGCAAACUCUUUGUAAUGCUAUUAACGAGGUCUUAUCGGACUAUCGGCAAUUAAUUGUCGAUUCAGAGAAAAGAAUACUUAAUAAAGACGUUGAUAUGAAUGGUGUCGUACCUAUUGCACAUUUGUCGCAAGCCUUUGGAGAAUAUCAAGUUAUUUUACCGCAACUUCACAAACUUGUCCAAGAAAUAGAAGACAAUCCGGUAACAUAUCAUGGUGCUCGAUUACUUAACCUCAUUACUGAGAAAUGUAAUACUGGGGUACCAGAAUUGAGAACGAUAAUGUUAAAACUGCUUCAUGCUUGUCAUGGAGAAAUGUAUCAGCACAUUACUUCUUGGAUGGUUUAUGGACAUCUACAAGAUCCAUUUGAAUAUGAACAAUACUCUGAAACUAGAUGGCAACGGCGCUUCGUUCUCGAUGAUUCUUUGAUUCCGAAACACAUACCACGUUCAAUAGCAGAAUCGAUUUUGUUUGUUGGGAAGGCUGUUGCGAUUGUGAGAGAUGCAUCAAAAAUGCCACAUACCAAAACCGAUCUCCCAAAAUCCAUUACGACAUUACAUCUACAGAAGCUAUUAGAGCUAUCCUCUAGGCCACAAUUUCAUCAUAUGGAAUUACAGAAUGUAAUCACUAUAAUACGAAACAAUGUAGCGCAAUGGCUAUGGCAAGUCGUUCUAACUGGAGAUAAGGUUAUCGAAUGUCUAGAAGCAUUCAGAAAAUAUUUUCUCCUUGGUCAAGGCGACCUCGUUUCCGCUUUAGUUGACCAGUUUGAGAAACUUGCAGUAUCGAGACUUGCAUCUGCUAGGAUGUCUGUGGUCAAAGAGCAAGAACUGAAUUCGUUACUUGUACGCGCGCAAGUGGGAUCUUCCGUCGAGAACGAUUCAAUGUUUGAUAAAUUUACAUUCAAACUUCCUAAUAAUGCUAACGACCAACAAACAUCUUCGUCCGGUAUGUUUGAUGACUUUAUUCUUGGAGUACCGCUUCGUCUUGAGUAUGAAAUUACCUGGCCUCUCGAUUUGUUUGUCACAGCGGAAGACUUGUCAAAAUAUGGAGAUUUGUUUUCUUUUUUGAUAUCUUUGCGUCGGACUCAACAUCGUCUUGAAAGGGUUUGGGUGCAUCUAUCAGCUAUGCAUAAAUAUAUGGCUAAUGCUACUACGCGACAGGCCAAUGAUUCACAUCUUCUGUGGCGAAUACGAGCGGCCAUGAUAUUCUUUGUUAACUGUCUUUGGGAGCACGUUCAGAUGGACAUAAUAGAGAUAAAUUUCAAGAAUUUGGUUAAUCGCAUUUCCGCUUCGUCUACGCGUCAUAAACUUGCCCAACCCUCACUCACUUCCCUAGACUCGCCCACCUCGCCUUCAGUCCCCACAAGCCCAAUAAAACCUGAUGCGGAAUUAGGAAAGGAUGUGGAAACCUUGCGUGAUUUUGAAGAUAUACGUCUCGGUCACAGUUCCUACAUCAGAGAUAUGCUUCGCGGAUGUCUGGUAGAAUCACGUGUUUGUGCAGAUACUAUAAAGAAAGCACUAAAGUGUUGUGACCAACUGUGCGCAAUCAUUGAAAGAUGGGAUGGGCGUUCGAUCGACGACAAACGAUUGGAACAUAUUAAGAAAAUUGACCAGGUAUUUCGCGACCAUACAAACUUUUUGUUCCGAACGUUGUCGGGUAUCAAUAAAACGGGAGAGGGCUUCGGCGGACCGCUACGGCACCUUGAACAACUACUGCUGCGUUUGGACUAUAGCAAGUGGUAUUCUGCAUGGACGGCAUAA
This is a messenger RNA of Paraglomus brasilianum, 2037 nucleotides long. The record is from the annotation of a GenBank genome assembly. Lineage: Eukaryota; Fungi; Glomeromycota; Glomeromycetes; Paraglomerales; Paraglomeraceae.